UCUUGCAACACUAGCUAGGUUCUAUUGCCUCCGCGCCGCCAUUGCCCUUGACCUAAGAGGAUCGUCGAUCGAUAAACACAAGCUAAUAGUAAUAAUCUUCUCGAUUGUUACCUGGGCUUGGAGGUCAUGGCAACAACCCUCUGUUGGGCAGUAUGGGCUGUUGCCUCGGCCAUGGUUGUAGCUUCCAUCCUGUGGGCGUACCGUUGGAGCCACCCCAAGGUGAACGGUCGGCUGCCUCCGGGCUCCCUCGGCCUCCCUCUCCUUGGCGAGACCAUGCAGUUCUUCGCUCCUAACCCUACUUGCGAUGUCUCCUCCUUUGUCAAAGACAGGAUGAACAGGUACGGUGCCAUCUUCAAGACAAGCGUCGUCGGGCGGCCGAUGGUGGUGUCGGCGGACCCGGACCUGAACCACUACGUGUUCCAGCAGGAGGGGAAGCUGUUCGAGAGCUGGUACCCGGUAACGUUCACCGAGAUCUUUGGCCGCGACAACGUCGGCUCCCUGCACGGCUUCAUGUACAAGUACCUCAAGACGCUCGUGCUCCGCCUCUACGGCCAGGAGAACCUCCGGGCGGUGCUCCUCGCCGAGACGCACACCGCCUGCCGUGCCACCCUCGCCUCCUGGGCCGGCCUGCCCAGCGUCGAGCUCAAGGAUGGCCUCUCCACCAUGAUCUUUGACAUCACCGCGAAGAAGCUGAUCGGUUACGAGCCGACAAAAUCGUCCGAGAACCUGAGGAAGAACUUUGUGGCCUUCAUCCGCGGGCUUAUCUCGUUCCCGGUGAACAUUCCCGGCACUGCAUAUCACGAGUGCAUGAAGGGGAGGAGGGAGGCCAUGAAGGUGCUCAAGAGGAUGAUGAGGGAGAGGAUGGCCGAUCCGUCGAGGCAGCGCGAGGACUUCCUCGACGUGAUGAUCGAGGAGCUGAGGAGGGAGAAGCCGGUGCUGACGGAGGCCGUCGCGCUCGACCUCAUGUUCGUGCUCCUCUUCGCAAGCUUCGAGACGACGGCCUUGGCACUCACGCUAGGCAUCAAGCUCCUGACCGAGAACCCAAGGGUGCUCGAGGCGUUAACGGAGGAACAUGAGGCGAUUGUUAGGGACAGGGAGGACCCGGAUGCCGGGCUCACAUGGGCCGAGUACAAAUCGAUGACCUUCACGUACCAGGUCACGUUGGAGAUUGUAAGGCUAGCCAACAUCGUGCCGGGAAUUUUUCGGAAGGCCUUGCAAGACAUUGAAUUCAAAGGCUACACCAUUCCAGCAGGGUGGGCAGUCAUGGUGUGUCCUCCAGCAGUGCACUUAAAUCCCGAGAUUUACGAAGAUCCAUUGGCGUUUAAUCCAUGGAGGUGGCAGAACAAGAUUGAAAUAACCGGUGGCACGAAGCAUUUCAUGGCCUUCGGUGGGGGUCUCCGGUUCUGUGUUGGUACCGACCUUAGCAAGGUGCUGAUGGCAACCUUCAUUCACAGCCUGGUGACAAAAUACAGAUGGAGGACAGUAAAAGGUGGGAACAUAGUCCGUACCCCGGGACUGAGCUUCCCAGAUGGCUUUCACAUUCAGCUCUUCCCUAAGCACUGACAUCAUUUGUCAACUCAAUCUGGCCACUUGCAGCUAAAUGCACGAUUCAAGAAAUAAUCAUAUAAAGGUUGCAUAUCUAGGUGAUGAAGUCUGUAUAUAUACCGAGGUCGUUUUAGGGCACCUCCUUGCUCGUGUAGAUCGUUAGUAGCUAGUCAUACGAAAGAAAUAUUUAGGCUUGAUAUCACAGCAUGAGGUAAUUGUUGAUUGCUUCCUAUGUAGUUAGUCUCCCACGCGGUCAUGUACCCCAUAUGAUGUGUGUACCUGUUAUGUCUACAUGCAUAUUGUAAAUUGAACAAAGCGAUUUUCCAUGUGUAUUUGUAUUUUGUACUCACUCUGAUUCUAAA
Molecule: messenger RNA, 1907 nt
Organism: Brachypodium distachyon (stiff brome)
Lineage: Eukaryota; Viridiplantae; Streptophyta; Magnoliopsida; Poales; Poaceae
Product: cytochrome P450 87A3
Exons: 9
Coding region: 127-1563 (478 amino acids)
Biological process (GO): sterol metabolic process
Molecular function (GO): monooxygenase activity; heme binding; oxidoreductase activity, acting on paired donors, with incorporation or reduction of molecular oxygen
Source: RefSeq, a predicted model, not a curated record